AUGCCCGAGGUGGGAGUUUAUCCUUCUCAAGAAAUUAAUGCUUUCGCUACUGGUCCCGCUGGCAAUACUUUAAUUGCUUUUUCCACUAAUUUAGUUAACACCAUGAACCUCCAAGAAGUUAGAGGGGUGGUCGGUCAUGAGUUAUCUCACCUUAUUCAUCAUGAUAUUGCCCGGAUUUUAUUAGUGCAGGGAGCAUUUGAUCGGGAAUUAGCGGCCGAUAAAAGAGUAGAUGGAGUAGACUUAACUGAGGAUGAUAAUACCAAAGCAACCGGGGAACCUAAUUCGAUUUCUUUAUUAAAGUUUAACCCCGAAAAGAAAAAAAAAGGUUUGCUUGAUUUAUUCCGCACUCAUCCCACUUUAGAAGAAAGAAUUGAACGACUAGAAAAAUUAAAAAAACGCCGAGCAUUACCUGCCGGUGGAGGAUUUCUAAUUAUUAAAAAUAAUUCAAAAACUAAAAAUGUUGCUAAUAAUCAGCCAACCAGGAAAGAAAAGGAACCAAUUCUGCCAAAAGAUAAUCCCCCACCCAAGCCUAAUAUUCCGCCUACUCCUAAUCUACCGCAGCCAAACCCAAUUCCGGAGCCUAAUAAUCCCCCACAACCGAAUAAUAAUGAAUACCCAGCAAUUGCCGCUACCGGGCGAGAACCAGAAUAUAAAAUUAACCCAUCAUUACCAAUUUCUUCGGUCGGGACUGGGAACGAUAGACCAGAUUUAGUUCCUAAUCUUAAUGGCACGCCGGGUCAUCUUACCGCUGGCUCAGCCUUACUUACUGAUACUUUGGAUGGUUCGGGUAAUGGUUCUUCAAUUCUGAAUGAUAAGGGAAUUACCCACCUUAUCCACGCUGUUAAUCAACCAUUUAGUUCUUUUGCCAAUAACGAGCAAUGGUUUAUUAAUUAUGUAGUGCGUUCGGUGCAAAAUUCAAUUAUUUUAGCGGACCGAUACAAAUUUGAAAAACUGGCUAUCCCUUUGGUCGGUGGCGGGAUUUUUCUUGGUAGUUGUGACCCGCAAAAAUUAGCCGAAGGGAUAGUCAAAGGAGCCAUUAAUCAAUUAGCCGAAUGCAAAACUUACAACAAAUUAUUUUGCUUGACUGACAUAAUAGCCAAACCCCCAGAAAAAAUCGCCAAUGGAGGUCUUGAACUAGCCAAAAAUCCGACCAAAAUUAUAUUUGACGAAUGGGGGGAUAUUCGUGAUAAAAGAAUUCACGAAGCCAGUGUAAUUGUCAACGUAGCCAAUACCCAAGUCAAAUUUGGUGGCGGGAUUUCCGGAGCCAUUGCCAAACAAGUGGGGGAUAAAACUAAAAUCGAAGCCAAAGCCCAGGAAUUAAUUGAAGUUGAUUAUAAUUCUUUGGUGAAAGCUCGCAAUACUUUGUGUCGAAUUCUCCAAACUUCCCGAAACGAAGCCGAAAAAAUGGGAGCGGUGGGUGCGGCUCGUGAUGUUUUCCGUGAGGCUGCUCGGUUGAAGUUGCUGGGCGACGCAGAAAAAAAGAGGCACCGCAAUAUGCUACAAAUAGAAACUAGACACCUAGAAAUUAUUCGUUCAAUCCUAUCCAAAUAUCCAUAUCAGUUCUACGCUUAUGGCUCACGAGUUAAAAACCGAGCCAAAAAAUACUCUGAUUUAGAUAUUUGUUUUUAUGGAGAAAUACCCUGGAAUGUACUUAGCCACCUUCAAGAAGAUUUAGAAGAAUCUGAUUUACCCUUUAAGGUAGAAGUAAUGGCUUGGGAGUGA
This is a messenger RNA of Ambispora leptoticha, 1722 nucleotides long. The record is from the annotation of a GenBank genome assembly. Lineage: Eukaryota; Fungi; Glomeromycota; Glomeromycetes; Archaeosporales; Ambisporaceae.